This is a messenger RNA of Fusarium graminearum PH-1, 1362 nucleotides long. RefSeq lists its product as uncharacterized. The coding region runs from base 1 to 1362 and encodes 453 amino acids. The record is from RefSeq and is a predicted model, not a curated record. The transcript has a single exon. Lineage: Eukaryota; Fungi; Ascomycota; Sordariomycetes; Hypocreales; Nectriaceae.
AUGGCAUCCUACUAUCCUGAAGGCGAAUGCUACUUUGUUAGAAGCUCCCUCCGUCUGCCCAAUGGCUGGAACGCUGAGAACCGGAACCACUUCUACAGUCACUUUCUCAUUGAGUAUUACUGGAAUGGUUGGGUCACGACGGGUAGCCAAAGCAGACAUCACACGAGAUCUCAAUGGAGACACGGAACCCCUUCAGGACUCAAUAACACACGCUACGGCGAUUGGGACAGAUUCUGGGUGGGUGAAAGCAAAACCAACAACCCUGCCAAUAUGACAGCCAUACACAGUCAUCCCAAUAGUCUCAACUGGAAUGAAUGCCGUGAUCUCAACGGAGGCGGACCGCGCAAGUAUAUCCUCCGUCCCAUCCAGAUCCAGAGCGACGAUGCGGAGUGGCUUUGGAUCGAUGCUACGAUCCCGCUGAGAGCCAUCUACUUCCCUGUUGCUCAUACGUCAGACGAGGCUUUCCCAAACAUGUGUACCUAUGUUGUCAUCGACUUCAGACACAGAGACACUACUCUCAUCACGGAUUACCUUGGUGGCUUUGCCACCUGGUAUCCCACCACGUCGCACGGCGGUCUUGGUCGGAGAGAUAAUGUCACUUGGGGCUUCCACAUGCCCGACAUCAUCGCCUACUUGACCAUCCCGCAUAAACUGCGCAACCCAGAUUAUCGAUUGUUCCAUUCCAAGAGAUGGAGCGAUGACUUGGUUGUGAGUGCCACGUCGUCGAUACACUGGAGAAGUAACGCUGCCGUUCUCCACCAUCCCCAUUUCUUCCGGCAGAUCGACUUUGCCGACGUCCUCAGCGCAACGUUUGGAGUAGAAGUGGGCUGGCGACCUUACGAACCGUCCAGAUUCCUCAGAGACCUUCUCAUCUCGCUUGUUGACCUGGGUCUUGGCUUCAUUCCGGGCGUUGGGCCUAUUCUGUCGGUUGCGUUUGGCAUAGCGGUGCAGCUGCUUGAGGAUCCUGAAUCAUUCAGCCAUGAGAAUAUUCUGAACAUCAAUCAGACGGCCAUGGAUGAGUUGACUCGGUCGUCGAGAAAACAUCGAAAGUAUCUCGCGCCUGAUUUCAUGGGCAAGGGGCGCGGUCGCCAGGCACUGGUUCCAUUGAGUGAUGAUGAGCGGGCUAGUCGGCAGAAGUAUGGCGAGGAGCUGAACCAGAAGCUUACUAAGGAACUCAAUCCUCAGGUGGUGAUUCGAUCGCUGUUGGAUCAGGAAUUGUUGUUGUAUGGAGCUGUCAGUCUCAAUGGCGUCGUUGAGGAAGAGGAGCAGACGGAGUUGGAGACGGUAUCGGCGGAGGAGGAGGAGGAGGAGAAGGAGAAGGAAGAGAAGGAAGGGGAUGUUGAGAGUAAGAAGGACGAAUAA